GGGGCUCACGCUCAAUGGUAGGAAAGAAUGAGGCCGCAAGGCGCGGUCCGUGAUAAUGCCUCAUGCAGCCGGAUAUAUGGACGACGUCGUAGCUUGCAUCCGUGAUAUUUCUCCAGGUGACAGAAUUCCAUCAAUGUCUUCACAGCCAUGGAAGCCGGCCUCACAGAAAGCCAUAUCGAAGACUCAGCGGAGAAUAUCCCUCCAACCUCUUCCACCCUUCCCCCCCUCCCAAACGAACUCCUCACCCUAAUCCUCACCUUCCUCCCCACCACCCCCAACUCCCACCUCAUCGCCUCCACAACCUCCCUCCCCCUCCUCCCCAACACCCCCCACCCCACCCCCCUCAAAUCCGCCUCCCUCGUCUCCCGCACCUUCCGCCACGCCGCCCUCCCCCUCCUCUUCGGCCACCCCCGGCUCUUCAUCCAAUACCAAGACGACAUCCUCGCCUCGCUGCUCCCGCUCCUGGCAUUUCUCACAGCGCAUAACCUCGCGCCUAUCGUGUCGUCGUUUGUGCUUUUCGAAGAUUGGGUGUCCGACCAUGAACGGCUUCCGAGGCCGCGGGCGGAGGACUUCUGGGAUGCGCUGUUCGCAGUUAUAGCUCCGGAGACGGUGCUGAUCACCACGCUGCCACUGGUCCUGCCGUAUUUCCUCGGCGAGCAGGUGCACGGCGUUGAUGUCAACUUGACGACGGAGCAGUAUGGGAGUGUGCUGCUUGAACGGGGUUGGGUGGGGGAGGUGGAGAGGACCGAGAGGGGGAGGAGACCGAAGUUGUUGCUGGGGAAGAUUAGGGCGAAGCGCUUGCCGGCGUUGAUGGGGGUGUUGGAGGAUAAUGCGGUGGCGGUUAGGAGGCUGUGGUAUACGACGUUUGAGGGGGAGACGAAGAUGUUUUGAGGCGACAGUAGGUGGUUCAUAGCACGUAAAGGCCGGUGCUUGGGCCUGGUGAAGGCAAGGAGGGACACACGGGUCUUUCAGACGGACAUAUAGUGGUUAUAGCUUUUUAUAAUUUAUUUUCCCU
Pseudogymnoascus verrucosus is the source of this 1015-nucleotide messenger RNA. RefSeq lists its product as uncharacterized. The transcript is spliced from 2 exons. The record is from RefSeq and is a predicted model, not a curated record. The coding region runs from base 148 to 891 and encodes 247 amino acids. NCBI's taxonomy places the organism in Eukaryota, Fungi, Ascomycota, Leotiomycetes, Thelebolales, Thelebolaceae.